AGAGAGACAGAAGAAACCAUGGCUCUUUCCAACGCCUCCUCUCUCUCCUCCAGAUCUCUAUACGGCGGCGUCGACGCGCGUCUCUCUCACCGUCACAGCAACCGUCAAUCGUCUUUCACCGUCAACACCAAGCAGCGUAGGUCCGUUAACCUCGUUACGGCAGUCCACGCGUCGGAGCCGGCUAGAAACGCUGUCUCAGUCAAGGAAUCCGUUUCCCCGUCGUCUUCGUCUGGUUCAACAUUGAAAUGGACGCCGGAGAGCUGGAAACUGAAGAAGGCUCUGCAACUCCCUGAUUACCCCGACGCGAACGAGCUCGAGUCUGUGCUCAAGACGAUCGAGGCGUUUCCUCCGAUCGUGUUCGCCGGAGAAGCGAGGAAUCUGGAAGAGCGGUUGGCGGAUGCCGCCGUGGGGAAGGCGUUUCUUCUGCAGGGAGGGGAUUGUGCUGAGAGCUUCAAGGAGUUCAAUGCCACCAAUAUCAGAGACACCUUCAGGGUUCUGCUUCAGAUGAGCAUCGUCCUCACAUUCGGAGGCCAAGUCCCCGUGAUUAAGGUUGGGAGAAUGGCUGGUCAAUUUGCGAAGCCUAGAUCUGACCCAUUCGAGGAGAAGGAUGGAGUGAAGCUACCUAGCUACAAGGGAGACAACAUCAAUGGCGACACUUUUGAUGAGAAAUCCAGGAUUCCUGAUCCUAAUCGGAUGAUUCGUGCUUACACACAAUCCGCAGCGACUUUGAACCUUCUCAGAGCCUUUGCCACAGGAGGUUAUGCUGCAAUUCAAAGAGUUACUCAAUGGAACCUUGAUUUUGUUGAGGAAAGCGAGCAAGCUGACAGGUACCAGGAACUAGCCAACAGGGUUGAUGAGGCCUUGGGGUUCAUGUCUGCAUGCGGACUUACCACUGAUCACCCACUCAUGACUACUACUGAUUUCUACACAUCCCAUGAGUGUUUGCUUCUGCCUUAUGAACAGUCACUCACGAGGCUGGACUCGACUUCUGGUCUCUACUAUGAUUGCUCUGCACACAUGGUGUGGUGCGGGGAGCGUACAAGACAGUUGGAUGGUGCUCAUGUCGAGUUUCUCAGGGGGAUUGCUAAUCCUCUGGGCAUCAAGGUGAGCAACAAAAUGGAUCCCAAUGAGCUGGCUGAAGUUAGAGCGUUCCUUGAUGUGCACGAGCAAGAAGGAAGCCACGCCGGUGGUAUCCAUCUAGAGAUGACAGGACAGAACGUCACAGAGUGCAUCGGAGGAUCCCGAACUGUGACCUACGAUGACCUGAGCUCUCGCUACCACACACACUGUGACCCAAGGCUCAACGCCUCUCAGUCUCUUGAACUGGCCUUCAUUGUUGCGGAACGCCUCAGGAAGAGAAGAAGGGCUACUCAACGUGUGUCUUGA
Messenger RNA from Thlaspi arvense, 1386 nucleotides. The record is from the annotation of a GenBank genome assembly. NCBI's taxonomy places the organism in Eukaryota, Viridiplantae, Streptophyta, Magnoliopsida, Brassicales, Brassicaceae.